Molecule: messenger RNA, 864 nt
Organism: Rhagoletis zephyria (snowberry fruit fly)
Lineage: Eukaryota; Metazoa; Arthropoda; Insecta; Diptera; Tephritidae
Biological process (GO): DNA integration
Molecular function (GO): nucleic acid binding
Source: RefSeq, a predicted model, not a curated record
AUGACCAACUGUAAACGUCCAAGAAUUUGUAAAUCGUACAUAUGUAUUUUCGUAUGUUUGUCAACGAAGGCGAUCCACAUUGAAUUGGUCACUGACUUAACAGCCGAGGCCUUUAUUGCGGCAUUCAAACGCUUCACUUCGCGACGCGGCAAGUGCAGCAAUUUGUAUAGCGACAAUGGCACCAAUUUCCAUGGUGCUCAUCGCUUGUUGACGGACAUGCAUAAAAGUUUACUCAAAGAAUCUUUCAAUCACGAAAUCUACUCUCAUUUGGCUAGAGAUGGCACAACGUGGCACUUCAUCCCACCCUCGUCGCCACAUUUCGGUGGGAUAUGGGAGUCAAAUGUGAAGUCCAUUAAGCAUCAUCUACGAAGAGUGAUAGGUGAAACCCUGCUAUCCUUCGAAGAGCUAUACACUUUGUUGACGCAGAUUGAAGCUAUACUGAACAGCAGACCAUUGUGUAGCAUUUCAGACGCAGAUCAAAACCCACUGACGCCAUCGCAUUUUUUAAUUGGAGAGCCAUUGACUGCUACUCCGGAACCUACAAUAUCAACUAAAUUCUCACUGAAAUCUUCAUGGAAUCAUAUUCGCAACAUGGCACAAGGUUUUUGGAAACGCUGGAGUUUGGAGUACAUAACUUCCCUCCAACAUCGUACUAAAUGGACUACCGCUCAACCUAACCUGACACCCGGAAAACUCGUAGUGAUCAAGGAUCCCAGCAUUCCUCCGACAAAGUGGAUGUUGGGCAAAAUCGAAGAAGUCUAUGCAGGCCUCGACGGGUGCGUGAGAGUUGUCACAGUACGCACUGGAAAGGGCACUUAUAAACGACCGAUCACGAAAAUCGCCUUGCUACCAACUUCUGGCUGA